AAGUGUAAACAAUAUAUUCUAACACAAACUUGUUACAAGUGGAGUAUUCCAUCAGAGAAAAUGGUGGUUGCCGGAAUUGCUGCCGGAGGGGGUGGUUGGGCUGACAUGAAGAGCCUAUCAGUCCAAGUCAUCACCGGUCGGUGGUUCGUGGUGUUUGCAUCAUUUCUGAUCAUGUCAGCCGCCGGUGCAACCUACAUGUUCGGUCUUUACUCAAGCACAAUCAAAUCCGCUCUGGGAUAUGAUCAAACCACCCUGAAUUUGCUCAGCUUUUUCAAGGACUUGGGAGCAAACGUUGGGGUCCUUUCAGGCCUCAUCAACGAGGUCACGCCCCCAUGGGUUGUGCUAUCAAUGGGAGCAGCCCUGAAUUUUUUUGGCUACUUCAUGAUAUGGCUUGCCGUGUCUCAGAAAAUAGCCAAGCCCCAGGUGUGGCACAUGUGUCUCUACAUAUGCAUCGGUGCAAAUUCCCAGGCUUUCGCUAACACCGGAUCUCUGGUGACCUGCGUUAAGAACUUCCCGGAGAGCCGAGGCGUGGUGUUGGGGAUACUGAAGGGGUAUGUUGGGCUGAGUGGUGCAAUCAUCACACAGCUCUACCAUGCCUUCUAUGGCAAUGACACCAAGGCUCUUAUUUUGCUCAUAGCUUGGCUGCCUGCUGCUAUAUCUUUUGCAUUUCUUCGGACCAUUCGAAUCAUGAAGGUGAUUCGACAGGAGAAUGAGCUCAAAGUUUUCUACAAUUUUCUUUACAUCUCUCUUGGCCUCGCCGGGUUUCUCAUGAUUAUAAUUAUAGUAGAGAAAGAGCUGACUUUUUCUCAGAGUGAGUACGGGGGAAGCGCCGCUCUAGUUCUUCUCUUGCUCUUUCUCCCGCUCGCUGUUGUUAUACAAGAGGAAUUCAAGCUCUGGAAGAUCAGGCAACAGGCCCUGCGUGAGCCUCCACAGUUGAAAAUCAUCGCCGAGAAUUUGAACACCGAGACUUCUUCAUCUUCACUACCGCUUGAAUCAACAGCUGCAACAAGUUCUCUCCCCGAACAACUAAGCUCACAGAAGGAAGUUUCUUGCUUCUCCAACGUGUUCAGGCCACCGGACAGAGGAGAGGACUACACCAUACUUCAAGCCCUUUUCAGCAUAGACAUGCUUAUUCUAUUCUUCACUACAAUUUGUGGUGUUGGAGGGACUUUAACAGCCAUAGACAACUUGGGACAGAUUGGGAGUUCACUGGGGUACCCGCAGAAAAGCCUGAGCACUUUCAUAUCGCUGGUUAGCAUAUGGAACUAUCUUGGAAGAGUGACUGCAGGCUUUGGAUCGGAGAUCGUCUUAGACAAGUACAAAUUCCCCCGCCCUUUGAUGCUCACACUCAUCCUCCUCCUCUCAUGUGUUGGUCAUCUCCUCAUCGCCUUCAACAUCAAGAAUGGUCUCUACUUUGCAUCAAUAAUUAUCGGGUUUUGCUUCGGUGCUCAAUGGCCAUUACUUUUCGCAGUCAUAUCUGAAAUUUUUGGCCUCAAAUACUACUCCACGUUGUACAAUUUUGGCUCAGUGGCUAGCCCAAUCGGUUCCUAUUUACUCAAUGUGAGGGUAGCCGGAUAUCUCUAUGAUAAAGAGGGAAAAAGACAAAUGGCAGCCCUGGGGAUUAAAAGGAAGGCUGGUGAGGACUUGGACUGCACAGGCGUAGAGUGCUUCAAAUUGUCCUUCAUUAUAAUCACAGCGGCCACACUUUUCGGUUCACUUGUAUCGCUCAUACUAGUGCUUCGGACCAGAAAGUUCUACAAGGGUGACAUUUACAAGAAGUUCCGGGAACAAGCCAAAGCAGCCGAGACUGAGAUGGCCCAGGCCGGGAAUGGGGCAGCCCCAUCGCUGGCAAAAGGUUAGAGCUGUCGGCAGCAGCAAUUAUGUUUAAGUUAAAAAGACUCAGAAAAAAUAGAAUGACAGUAGAGGAAGAUAAGACAAAAAGAAGAGAUACAGGACACGGGACCUUGGACCUUGGAUUGUAAUGUUUCAUACCCUCCCCCGUCAGAUACAAUCUUACAGAUGCUUUUAUUUUGUAUUUUAUAUGUCAUUGAAUUUGGAGAAGAUGAAAUUUGAAAACUUUACAUUGGGUGAAAUGGGUAUUAAGGUUGAUAGACUUGGAAAUGAAUAAUGCAAAAUUUAGUAUCAUGUGGGGCUUGAGCUGA
Molecule: messenger RNA, 2162 nt
Organism: Vitis riparia (riverbank grape)
Lineage: Eukaryota; Viridiplantae; Streptophyta; Magnoliopsida; Vitales; Vitaceae
Product: protein NUCLEAR FUSION DEFECTIVE 4-like
Exons: 1
Coding region: 61-1860 (599 amino acids)
Biological process (GO): transmembrane transport
Cellular component (GO): membrane
Molecular function (GO): transmembrane transporter activity
Source: RefSeq, a predicted model, not a curated record